AUGGGAUUUGAAAUUUGAAUGAAUUCGUCGGUAUACGAAUAUGGGAAUCAAGUUGUGGCAAUGGAUUAUAUAAUCUAGUGUUCGAAUUCUCUUUGCAGCCCUGUCUCAAGGGGCUCUCAUGUUUUACUAAUAUUCUCGUUCAAGAGUUCUUACAGCACAUGAUAAACAGCUUUGGGAAAAAACUUGAACAAGUAUGGUAAUCAUCAUAACACGAAAAGCUAAUCCACUUGUAAGUGGUAAUUCAGAGGGGGGAGUAGGGUGUAUACCCGUAGUCCCCAAUUUUCAAAUUCAAAAAUUGCUUCUCAGCAAGUCAAGGGAAAAACAGAGGGAUCAUGCUUCACCAGAGCAGAGGGGUCACACCCAACCAGAACAGAGAGGUCCCUGACAAUCGUAAGCCGCGAAAGUUGGUCGUGCCAUCCGGGCCUUCCAUGCUCCGCGCAGAGGUUCCUGACAAUCGUAAGCCGCGAAAGUUGGUCGUGCCAUCCGAGCCUUCCAUGCUCCGCGCAGAGGUUCCUGACAAUCGUAAGCCGCGAAAGUUGGUUGCGCCACCCGGGCCCUCCAUGCUCCGCGCAGAGAUAGCACUUAAUCAUAAGCCGCGAAAGUUGGUUGCACCCCCCGGGUUUUCCAUGCUCCGCGCAGAGGUUGCUUUAACCGUAAGCCACGAAAGUUGGUGGCACCCCCCGGGUCCUCCAUGCUCCGUGCAGGGUGUUCCUGUCAAUCGUAAGCCGCGAAAGUUGGUCGUGCCAUCCGGGCCUUCCAUGCUCCGCGCAGAGGUUCCUGACAAUCGUAAGCCGCGAAAGUUGGUUGCGCCACCCGGGCCCUCCAUGCUCCGCGCAGAGAUAGCACUUAAUCAUAAGCCGCGAAAGUUGGUUGCACCCCCCGGGUUUUCCAUGCUCCGCGCAGAGGUUGCUUUAACCGUAAGCCACGAAAGUUGGUGGCACCCCCCGGGUCCUCCAUGCUCCGUGCAGGGUGUUCCUGUCAAUCGUAAGCCGCGAAAGUUGGUCGUGCCAUCCGGGCCUUCCAUGCUCCGCGCAGAGGUUCCUGACAAUCGUAAGCCGCGAAAGUUGGUUGCGCCACCCGGGCCCUCCAUGCUCCGCGCAGAGAUAGCACUUAAUCAUAAGCCGCGAAAGUUGGUUGCACCCCCCGGGUUUUCCAUGCUCCGCGCAGAGGUUGCUUUAACCGUAAGCCACGAAAGUUGGUGGCACCCCCCGGGUCCUCCAUGCUCCGUGCAGGGUGUUCCUGUCAAUCGUAAGCCGCGAAAGUUGGUCGUGCCAUCCGGGCCUUCCAUGCUCCGCGCAGAGGUUCCUGACAAUCGUAAGCCGCGAAAGUUGGUUGCGCCACCCGGGCCCUCCAUGCUCCGCGCAGAGAUAGCACUUAAUCAUAAGCCGCGAAAGUUGGUUGCACCCCCCGGGUUUUCCAUGCUCCGCGCAGAGGUUGCUUUAACCGUAAGCCACGAAAGUUGGUGGCACCCCCCGGGUCCUCCAUGCUCCGUGCAGGGUGUUCCUGUCAAUCGUAAGCCGCGAAAGUUGGUCGUGCCAUCCGGGCCUUCCAUGCUCCGCGCAGAGGUUCCUGACAAUCGUAAGCCGCGAAAGUUGGUUGCGCCACCCGGGCCCUCCAUGCUCCGCGCAGAGAUAGCACUUAAUCAUAAGCCGCGAAAGUUGGUUGCACCCCCCAGGUUUUCCAUGCUCCGCGCAGAGGUUGCUUUAACCGUAAGCCACGAAAGUUGGUCACACCCCCCGGGUUUUCCAUGCUCCGUGCAGGGUGUUCUUUCAAUCGUAAGCCGCGAAAGUUGGUUGUGCCACCCGGGCCCUCCAUGCUCCGCGCAGAGAUAGCACUUAAUCAUAAGCCGCGAAAGUUGGUUGCACCCCCCGGGUUUUCCAUGCUCCGCGCAGAGGUUGCUUUAACCGUAAGCCACGAAAGUUGGUUACACCCCCCGGGUUUUCCAUGCUCCGUGCAGGGUGUUCUUUCAAUCGUAAGCCGCGAAAGUUGGUUGCACCCCCCCGGGUCUUCCAUGCUCCGCGCAGAGUGUUCAAGCUUGGAUGGGAAGCAGCAAAGGAAUGCAUACAAAGGAGGGAAGCAACUGAGGAAUACUCCACCGUGAUUUCACUGCUCUGCCGUGAUUUCACUGCUCUACUGUGAUUUCGCCGCUCUGCCGUGAUUUCACUGCUCUACCAUGAUUUCACUGCUUUGCCGUGAUUUCACUGCCCUACUGUGAUUUCACUGCUCUGCAGUGAUCCCAAUGCUCAGCCACCGUCCGUGAUCCCAAUGCUCAGCCACCGUCCGUGAUCCCAAUGCUCAGCCACCGUCCGUGAUCUCAAUGCUCAGCCACCGUCCGUGAUUUCAAUGCUCUACCGGGAUCUCAAUCCUUUGUCGGGAUUUCAAUGCUCUUCCGGGAUUUCAAUCGUCUGUCGGGAUUUCAAUGCUCUUCCGGGAUUUCAAUCCUCUGUCGGGAUUUCAAUGCUCUACCGGGAUCUCAAUCCUUUGUCGGGAUUUCAAUGCUCUUCCGGGAUUUCAAUCCUCUGUCAGGAUUUCAAUGCUCUACCGGGAUUUCAAUCCUCUGUCGGGAUUUCAAUGCUCCGCCAUGACUUUAAUGUUCUGCUCUGAAAGGGCAUGUCUAUGCUCUGACCGGGCUGCUCUGAAAGGGUAUUUCUCUGCUCUGACUGGGCUGGUGUAUUUCUCUGCUCUGACCGGGCUAUUCUGAUGGGAAUUUCUCUUAUCUGAUAUGUAUUUCUCUGUUCUGACGGGCAGUUCUCUGAGCUGAUAAACAUUUCUCUGCUCUGAUCGUGCUGGGUAUUUCUCUGUUCUACUCUACGGGCUACACUAUUUUGCGUCUCUGCUCUAUGGGCUGUUUUGAUCUAUUCUAAUCGCUGCUCAGCGAGGAAUAAGCCGCCUCUUGGGCGUGCCACUGUUAUCUAUUGGUCUUCUCACGCGCUGGAUUUCUUACGCGCUCAACAACAGGGUAUAUUGUUCAGACUCGAUAAAUAUUUAUGAUGGGUUUUCUCACAUGAUCAGAGUAUCAUAUUUCUCACUUCGACAUGGACUUUCCUAUGUUAUUCGGGUAUUCUUGCAACGGUCUUCUGAUUUAUCUAACACAAAGCAUUCAUAUUGCUUAUCUAUGCAAAGUAUUCAAUAUGGGGUAUUCUCAGCGCUGGUUUUCUUAUGCGCCCAAAGAAAUGGAAAUUAUUUAUCUUUGUCAACAUUCAACAAACAAGAAGGAAAUCUAACUUGGAACUACAAUUCCAAAGUCAAGGGAAAAAUGCUUAUCUUUGCUUUCUUAUAAUAUUAAAACUCUUAUGUCUUCAUGAUUUGCAGGGAUUAAGGAAAACAGCGCAGCGCUGGCUUUAAUUAUACUUCGCUGGUUGAACACGAAGAAUACCCGGUUCAACCAGACUAGGGGGGAGUGGUUGAUGAGGAGUGAUAUGUGCAUAGUAGGAAAAUGGUGUAAACCAGAGAAGUCAUCCUCGCCAGAGGAAUCGCAUCUGACAGAGAAGUCAUCCUCGCCAGAGGAGGCGUAUUUACCAGAGAGGUCAUCCUCGCCAGAGGAGGCGUAUUUGCCAGAGAGGUCAUCCUCGCCAGAGGAGGCGUAUUUGCCAGAGAGGUCAUCCUCGCCAGAGGAGUCGUGUUUGCCAAAGAGGUCAUCCUCGCCAGAGGAGUCGUGCUUACCAGAGGAGUCACCUCCGCCAGAAACAUCAACAUCGCCAGAGAAGACGCCCUCGCCAGAGAAGACAUUUUCACCAGAGGAGUCACUAAAAGCGCGGGGAGGUCUCCCGCGUAAAACCGAAAUUACUAUCUUACCCUUCAAUGUCUUAAAGGGGCUUAAGCCCAAUUAUCUUAGGGAAUGGGCUUGAGGCCCUAAGGAUUAUUUACAUGCUUAUAAAUAGAGACUUAGGAGUGGGUUA
Messenger RNA from Salvia miltiorrhiza (redroot sage), 3899 nucleotides. RefSeq lists its product as uncharacterized. The coding region runs from base 333 to 1832 and encodes 499 amino acids. NCBI's taxonomy places the organism in Eukaryota, Viridiplantae, Streptophyta, Magnoliopsida, Lamiales, Lamiaceae. The record is from RefSeq and is a predicted model, not a curated record. The transcript has 2 exons.